This is a messenger RNA of Opisthorchis viverrini, 513 nucleotides long. RefSeq lists its product as hypothetical. Lineage: Eukaryota; Metazoa; Platyhelminthes; Trematoda; Opisthorchiida; Opisthorchiidae. The transcript is spliced from 5 exons. The record is from RefSeq and is a predicted model, not a curated record. Bases 1 to 513 code for a protein of 170 amino acids.
AUGGCAUUGGUACACGCGAUCAUUAUCAGUGGUGAUGGCAGUUGGCAUCGUGGUGACGGACUUGGAUUUUGUGGAGGCUUUGCGCUUCCUGUCUGCCAGCAGAGGACCAAAGAUGUAGACCUCGACAAAUGGCCGAAAGACUCCGGAAGCCAUGGACCAGUUCAAAUCAGAGGCUGUGUGGACUGGGUUUGCACCGGACGAAGGAUGAUUAAACAGAAAUCGUUACUGUGGAGAUUUCGUCCUUUCUGCCACGAGCGGCCGAUUAGCGGUGUGAUUAGCUUGCACAGAACCACUCAUCCUUUCGUCAUGGUGUCCACAACAAAUGGUCACGUGUUGAUUGACUUGCUCCUCGAGGAGUCCUCAGAUGACUGUUCAAGAAGCUGUCCAGAAUCAAUCCAGAAACUCCACAGUGAGGAACAAGGCAGUUGUACCGGUCCCGGUGCGCCAGCCGAUGAUUUUUCCAUCUGGGUUGCGGGGGCCAUAGCAGCUUUCAUGAGACUGCAUCGCCUGUGA